This is a messenger RNA of Suillus discolor, 1491 nucleotides long. RefSeq lists its product as uncharacterized. Lineage: Eukaryota; Fungi; Basidiomycota; Agaricomycetes; Boletales; Suillaceae. The record is from RefSeq and is a predicted model, not a curated record. The transcript is spliced from 5 exons. Gene Ontology annotation, molecular function: protein binding. Bases 1 to 1491 code for a protein of 496 amino acids.
AUGGAGUUUCUGUUCCUUGCUGAUCUCCAUGUUUACAUUCUGUCCUUCCUUCCUUACCAAGAUAUCCUUCAAUGUACAUCCGUAUGUAGAGACCUUCGCCAGACGUACCUGUCAUCUUCUGAGCUCCAAUAUAUUGUUGAACUCAGUGGUCAACAACUACUUCCUGUUGAUCUCCCUCUCGAUAGCCACACUCCUACUAUCUCAGAGUGUCUACAACUCCUGAGGGACAAAGCUCAUGCAUGGUUCCAGUUGAACACUCAACCUGUCGAACACGUUGAUGUCUCAAACAAGUACAUUAUGAAACUUACAUUCAUGUCAAAUGGGCAUUUCUGCCUCAUGGACGACCCAACCCUGCAUCAUAACUAUUUACGGGGUCCAACCAUCUCCAAGAUCUUUCCAAUACUACAAAAGCCCUCACAGCGAGUGUUUGACUGUGCAUGGCAUUCAAAUACACUGUCCUCAGUUCCCAAUGCACAGCUAAAUGAUAUUCUCAUGGACCCAACGCAAAAUCUGCUCGCUGCUGCAUACCACGUUCCUGAUGGGCUGGAUGUCUAUAUCGACAUUUACCUUUGGAUGGAAAUGGCGCUCACCCCCAAGCUGCUGGACCUAUGCUGUUUAUGUUACCAGAGCUGCAUGGACCUCAGAACAUUCUCCCAAAAUCUGAGGGUUGGAGGAUUCGGAGAUCCUGUGGUGGUUGCAGAUUUGGGACUGGCAGCACUCGAUGACAGUGUCCUCAGUGACGCUACAUCUGGAAGUCAAAUCUCAAUUGAUCAUUAUUUCCUCAGAACUAGUAGAUUGCUUAUGAUUGUCGGCAUCAAUUUGAAGGUCUAUUCCAUCGAGGAUAUGUCUCAGGCGCCACAAUUGCUCACAUGCUUCUUGUUGCCUGUACCUGUACGUGGUACACAUUUCCUCUCCAACAACUCAAAGGACGAUGGUGCACAAAGUAGGCCGCAGCCAGGGAUGCAACAAAAAAUGUGGAAAUCAGAUCCUACUCAUCAAAUCAUAUCCCUGAACAUGUCACCUUCCCUCCAUUUUGUCAUUUCUACCAGGAUUUUCUUCGAGCCCAACUUCAUUAAAGGGGGGUCAACAUCGAUACCUUGGAAACAUUGGGGCCCGUUGAAUACUCGUAUUUUCCAGCACUGUUCAGACGUUGUUGAUUCUGCUACUGGGAGUCGAGUCUUGAAGGUGGAACAUGCAAUUGACGCAACAGACAGUAAUGAUUUCUUGGAGUACAGUUUGCGUGUGAUGGACUUUAGCCCAUUAGCUAUCAAGUAUGGGCAGGGCCUAGGAUGGUUGGUGAUAGAGCCAUCUACGAUAGACCUGGAUGGACAGUCUUUAACAACAUCCCUGCCUUAUGUUGAGGUUGUGUUGAGCAAGAUAUCCAGUUCUACAGAUGAGCUGUUGUUCUCAUCGAUUGAUGAAGACAGAAUUUACGUGUUCCAUGUCCAUGAUUGCUUUGUCAAGGUCAUUAAGAUUUGGGAAGGGGUUUGA